This is a messenger RNA of Symbiodinium natans, 2016 nucleotides long. The record is from the annotation of a GenBank genome assembly. Lineage: Eukaryota; Dinophyceae; Suessiales; Symbiodiniaceae.
AUGGUCCUGGCUCGGUUGGCUGCUUCAGCAGCCGUGCUGGCCAACGGAGUGUCGCAGAAGCUUGAGGUCUUUGGUCAUGCCCUGCACACUGGGCAGACCGUUCCACCACGCUGUGCAGAUCAGGCUGAGGAAGUUCAACAUCUCCUUUGGGUUGACUGGGCAUUAAAGCCGCCAGGACCAACGGCACACAUAGUCGAGAUUCACGUAGCCUGGCAUGCACCACUGCCCAGCGAUCCAGAGGAGCAGAGUAUCUUCGUCGCCCAGCUUCGAAGAAAAGACAACACUUUCUCACUCAAGGACAUUCAGCCGGUGAGGCUGUUCGAGACCGCUUCGCCACAGGAGGCACCUGCCAUUCACAUACUCCGUGGCGUGCUCGACAUAGUUUUCGAUGUGGACCGAGGGGACGUGCUCGGCCUGCUGGAGUCCUGUGAAGGCUCCAGCCCCUUGUCGGCACCGUGGGCGGACUCAGGUGAAGGCGCAGAGACCCAGCCCUGGGCAUUGGCAUUCACUGUGGUGGGUGACCUCCUCCCUGGCAUGGAGGUCACGCUAGCAUCAGCAGCUUCUGCGAUGCCUCCAGCGUGGGCCUUUUCUUUCCACGCGCCAGAUUCAGGAGGUGCUGGCCAGGUGCGGUCAGGUUCGGCUCUGCAGUUGUUGGCGCGUGUUCUGGAGGAGGCAAAAUGCUCAAACGAAGAUAGUCUUCUGAAGAAUCUACGGAGCUUGUCGAGCUGUUCCUGGGUGCAGGACUAUCCAACUUACAUCCUCCAUACAGGGCGCUUGGAGGGCGCGACCGAGAAGGAGCUGCUCAUGUGGAUGGAUGUCGUCCGAACAGCUGCUUUGCCUGGUAUGGACAUCCGCUUCAUGGAUGUUUCAGACGACUUCCAAAGCGUGAAGUUUGGAGAUGGGCAGGUUAAGUUAGACCGCUUCGACUUGAUGUGGAUGGAUGCGACACGUCCAGACUCCCCGCGCAUACGAAAAGAGAAGCCGCGCCGGCAUCAGGCAGGAUACCGGCACAUGUGCCGCUUUCAAAGCGGGAAUGUGUUGGAACUCCCUGCAUUUUCGCGGAUGCGGUACCUGCUGCACUUGGAUUCGGAUGCAACUUUUCAUUGCCAAGGAUCAAGCAGCGUGGAUCCCUUCAAGGAGAUGAUCAAGAGCAGCUCCGUGUACGGGCUCUUCGAGGUUGGACUCGAAGAUCCUGCGUUCACAAAGGGGUGGUCAGGCUUCGUGAAGGAGUGGGCUUUGCUGAAUGACUUGCGGCUUCCCAACCCCGUAGCCGUGCUGUCGACGGCGGGAAUCAACAUCACUCGUUCUGUCGAUGAAGAUGGCGUGGAGCAGAUGGUGGAAGCACCCCUUGACCCACUCGCACUUACCUGGGGCACGGCCUGGGAGGUGCUCGACCUGGACUUCUUUUCUCGGGCAGACGUCCAAGAGUUCAGCCGUCGCGUGGAGGCUUCGCUAGGACACUACAGGCAUCUUUGGGGUGACCACCUGAUCCGAGCCUAUCAGGUUCUUCUUCAUGCGCCACUUGAGAGAGUCCGCUGCUUCGAUGCUGGAGAGCUACCUGGCAGUCAUGGCUGCACUUCGGACGGCACGUUCGAUGCAGAGGUUGACGGUUGGGAGAACGUCUACUACGUGGAAGAGGACCUAAUAUGCCCAAAGCUUUGGCUGGAGAGUGGCCUGACAGGUGUUCCCUGGCCGGGAGGACCUGGAAGCGGGACAUCUCCAAAGGACUGCCUUCGGCUCUGCAAUGGGGACAGCUCGUGCCAGGGCUUCGACUUCGCCUACUCUUCAUCGACUCAGACCGUCGACUGCCUGCUCCGACAUGGGCGGGCUUCAAGCAAGGUCUGCGAAGCAGGUGGCAUCGAGGGUGCUGCACUGGCAGCUUGGAUCCAGCUCGGAUCGGACAGUGCGCUCAUCACGCAGGUUGGAGCCGCAAAUCGCUACGAGCUCACAGAGAAGAGCGUUCGAAGGCCAGCACAGUGCACCAAGGGCAGUUGCAGCGGCGACAUCUUUCUAUGA